AUGUCUGACUCGGAUACAGAAUCAUUCCAUAGUUUUGAUAGUGGUAAUGAUUACGUCGAUAAUGAUAUCGAAUCAGUUAAAGAAGUAGUCGUCUGGAAUGGGAAAAUUGCGCGCAGAAAUGAUUGUUCCAGUGAUGAAUUGGUUAUUAGUCACAGUUCAUCGCCAAAAUUUUCUUGCUCGUUUAUCGCGUCUAAUCGACUAACAGAGCAGGCUGAUCAAGAAACUGGAAAAUUGGCUCGAGCUCGAGAGAUUGGCGAUGCGAAAGAUUCGUUCGAUGUUGGAGAAGAAUUCCACAAAGAUACUGAAAUUUCUGAAUCAUUUCCCACAGAUACGCAGUUGUUUGAAGGGGCUUCUUCGGAAGCGAAUAACAAGGCCAUGGAUGUUGAUGGCUGGGAGGAUUGGAAUAUCGAAAUGGAGAAAAAUGAAAAUGAUACUGAAAAAAUUGCAGAUGAAAAUUCAACAUCAGAGGAUUUCACAAAUCUUUUUCAAGCGAAUAAGAAAACAACAAUAACCAACGAUUUUUCUUUUUGGAAAUGGAAUAAUUUUUCUCAAGUGCUAAAUGCAGUUGGUGGCGGAAUAUCAAAUGUUGUUGAAUCCAGUUUAGGUCUUCCUAAACCUGAAGAACUGGCUGCAGAUGAAAAGAAAAAAGAAUUCGUGAAGGAUAAAGAAGUCAUGCAAGAUUCGGAUGCAAUGAUUUCAUCCUUUGGUAAUUUGCUAUCAGGAUUUGGCUCGAAUAUGGUUUCAGGAUCUCUGGAUGUAUUAGAGUCAUUGGGUAAAACGGCAUUUGAAAAAUUGACAGUAUCUCAGGAGGAGGGUAAAAGGCGGCGAUUUAUUUUCGAAUCCCAUAAUGAUCAGAAUUUGUCGGAGAUUCUCAGAGAGCUUCAAGAAGCACAGCGAAUCGAUGAAAUGCACCAUUUCGAUAAUUGUUUUGGUAAAUCGAAGCGAAAAAAUUUAAUUGAUUUAUUUGAGCGAAGCGGCGGUUUUGUUCAUUUGGAAGGGCUUGAAAUGCUAUCUGGAAACUAUGCGAUGAAAUUUUCAUCAUAUGAAAAAGUUGCGAAUGGAAUCAUGGCAAAAGCUUUAUCAGAGGAAUUGAAAGAUUGUUGUGAAAAUGAAGAUUUCGCUGGACAGUUGAAUCGUAUUCUUUCUGAUAUUAAUUUACCAUACGAUGGAUCAUCACUAUUACUUUGCGAAUCACAGUGUAACGAUCGCUGUUCAAAUCUUUCAAAAGAUUCACUUUUGGCCUAUAAUGAUUGUUUGGAUAUCUGCAGCAUGACUUUGCCUUAUCUUGUAAUGGUCGUAUUUUUAGAAACUAUUGCUGAUUUAACUGCUGAUAGCGUCAAAAUGUUCCAUAAAUUAGCACAGCUAAUGUUAAUAACUGAUGAAAAACCCAGUCCGGAGCCUUUUGUGGACUUUUUAUUUUUAAUCGGGCGGCGAAUUUCGUUUUAUAGCAAUCAGUAUGCAAAUAAGUUCAAUUCAACAGAUGAAUUGGACGAAAGAGUGAGUUGCUGUUGGUAUUAA
Molecule: messenger RNA, 1518 nt
Organism: Dracunculus medinensis (Guinea worm)
Lineage: Eukaryota; Metazoa; Nematoda; Chromadorea; Rhabditida; Dracunculidae
Source: the annotation of a GenBank genome assembly